AUGGAUGUAUCGAAGGAGCAUUUAAGACACAUAAUGCUUUACGCGUUGAAAAAGAGAAACAGUGCAGCAGAAGUAAGCAAAAAUGUUCAUGUUCUUUAUGGACGCCCUGUUAAAUUCGACGAUGAGCUUCUUUUGUCGGGGUUUGAGAAGGAUAAUGCUGUGUCAGUUGAAGAAUUGGCAAAUAAGUUUAAUUCAAGCCAUUCAGCAGUUCACUGCCAUCUUCAACAGCUUGGCAAAGUGCCCAAACUCGGAAAAUGGGUUCCCAAUGAUUUGACAUAA
Octopus bimaculoides (California two-spot octopus) is the source of this 279-nucleotide messenger RNA. Its product is annotated as histone-lysine N-methyltransferase SETMAR-like. Lineage: Eukaryota; Metazoa; Mollusca; Cephalopoda; Octopoda; Octopodidae. The record is from RefSeq and is a predicted model, not a curated record.